AGUCUGUAAUGGCGGACAGCGUCUAAUGUGUACCAUCAACCACAACUGAUACAUUUGACGUGUUGGCUUUACUGAAGCUGCAACAUUGAAUUCAGAGCAGCCAGGCCAUGUCAGAAACAUCCUCCCCAAAAAGACCUCGGCUUGACUUUGAUGACACUAAAGAUGAUCACUUCGACAAAUACGGCAAAAAUCGAGACCAGGAUGAUCAAAGCAACUUUGCUCAGUCAAAGUCGAGGAAGCGACCAGAUAUAGAUGAUGAUGACGGCAAGGAUGAAGAUGGGAAGUCUAAAUCUGUGACCAUGGAAACUGCAAGAAGGGAGCAUACUUUAGUGAUGCGACUCACAAAUAAGGAACAGGAACUACAAGAUUGCAUGAACCAAAUUCAAGAGAUGAAGCAAGCCCAAACGCAGAACACAGCUCAGCUCCGGUCGAUGCUUCUGGAUCCAGCAAUCAAUCUGGUGUUUCAGCGAAUGGCUGGCGAGAUGGACGAACACAAGGAGAAACUCAAGCAAAAACAAAACGAACUCAGCGCCUGGAAAUUCACGCCGGACAGCCAAACUGGCAUGCGACUGAUGGCUAAGUGCCGCAUGCUUCUCCAGGAGAAUGGUGAGCUGGGCAAGAUGAUCUCAUCAGGCCGAACGACCAGGCUAGAGGGGGAGAUAACUCUGCACAAAGCCUUAGUCACUGGAAUAAAGCAGAAUCGAAAAGAGCUUGAUGAGUUUGUUGGAGAGCUAGAGGAGGAUGUGGAGGGCAUGCAGGGCAUGAUCUUCAUGUUACAGCAGCAGCUAAAAGAGGCCCGGGAGCAAAUAGCUCGCUUACAGCAGGAAAAUGAACAACUGCGGACGUUACGCAUGCCCCCGGACCCCGAGCCGGGAGGCGAUGCUCAAAAUCAUUAUGGCAGCAGCAGCAGCAACAACAACACACCUCAGCACAACUGGCCGGACCAGAGCGGUGGUAACAGCCCAGUCACUGGCACUGACCCAGACUCCACGGCCAGCACCAAGUUGCUGGGCUCCUGUGGCCUGCUUGGAAGCAGCGCCACAGUGGUGUCUGUUGAAAGCUCAGUGAACAAGUCCACAGCGCCAUCCUCAUCCUUCUCUGCCACCGUGGUGCCCCCAGCCCUCUCUGCCAUGUCCAGCGGGUUCCGAAAUGCAGCGGCUACCAGCUCAUGUGAACAGACUUCAAUGGCCAAGAGUUCUGGUGAAGAGGUUAAUGGCGGUUUUCUGGCCCACAAAGUGACUCCAGAUUCAGGUAUGCUGACUGAGGAGGAGAACACCUCAGCAGACACGGCAACCCUCACUGCCGCUGGUUCUUUAAGUACUGCACGGGUGUCGGGACCUCCCAACACGCCUCAACAAGUUGUAGGCAAUGCUUUGCAGCACAGGACUACUGGGAGUAAUGAGGAUGAUGCUGCACCACAUACAGAAGGGGAAAGUGUUUCUUGUCCGAGAGAGACUUCUCAGCAUGGAGUAGAACAGACUACCUGUAGUGGGCCCAGUGAUGCUGGCUCCACACAGAAUGCAACCGUGUCGUCAUCAGGUAGUAAUAGUAGUAACAGCAAACCCUCCUCAGCAAAUCCAUCAUGUCCUUCUCCGGAGAGUGGCUGUGUCACGGCUCAGACUUGCGAGAAUAGCAGUGAUAGUAAACCUAGGUUGAAUGGUUGUAAUGAAUUGACAGAGCAGUCGUCAUCAGAGCUGUUGGCAGAUGAUGGAGUCACAGAAGGUACUGUUAGCCCAGGAAGGACUAGUAGCAGCUCUGGUGUGGGUGCUGUGCCAGUGGAGAGCUCUGGCCCACAUCAGGCUGUGCAAGAGGAGGCUAGUGACAGGAGACACUCUGAAAGGCUGCAAAAAGAGACGACGAUAAAGAGUGAUUUGCUUUCCGCCAGUACGGAUCUGGCUGUGACUACAGUAGUGCCCGAGGAGAAUAUGGACUGCCAGACGACCACAAAGCAGCCUCUCGUGAACGGCAGUAGCAGUGUACCAGAUGAAGGCCUCUAGAGAUAUAUUAUCUUCAAGCCUGUUUGGUGUCUUGUCUACUUUUCAUUCAAUUAUAACUCUUUAGGUUUCUUGGCGGGGGGUCUUCAAAUCGCACGCUAGAUGCUUGGAUGUGUGUUAUCCCUCCUUGCUAUACACUACUAAAGUCUAGAUUUCUGUUACUGUUUUUUUACUUUUACAAGCAGAAAAAUAUUUCCCUUGGGUGUCACAGGGAUAUUAUUGUUACUGAUACUGAAAAUCAUCUGUUUUGUUUCACCACUACCGAGUCCUUAUCAAAGAUAUUUUAGUUUUGCUACAGGUUAUAUUUGCGUAUCUGUGUCUGGAGACCAGAUAAAGAAAAGGGUGCUGACUGGUCUUGCUCAUCCAAUAAUGUAGGGGCUGGAAUCCCUUCUGCAAUGCUCUUAAAAAACUCAGUGACUGCUAGGUUUGAGUUUGAUGAAUUUAUCCGUGGCUGUUCCUUGGUUUAGUUCUUUGUCCCCAUUUCUUUUCUUCAGUUCUGGGGUUCCACCAAGGGCUCAGGAAUCUGGUGGUACCUUUGAGUGUUCUAGUAAAUUUGUUCACUAUAGAAAGACCCUAGUUAGGAACAAAAUGUUCACUGAUAUUAGCUUCAUUUUUAUUCCAUCAGUGAUUUUUUAACAGUGAAAGGGGGGAGUGGGGAGGUGAUUCUUUGGUUUUUCAUGUGUGACCUUGGUCCUGGCUGCCUUGUUAAUGUUAUUUGUUUCCAGUUGGCCUAUAGGGGUCAGUCAUAUAAUGGGAUUUUCUUUGGUGUUCAUCAAAACCAUGUCCGGUAGCUUGUAUCUUCACUAUUAUUCUUUAUAGUUGGGGAUUGGGGGAGACGU
This is a messenger RNA of Aplysia californica (California sea hare), 2833 nucleotides long. RefSeq names its product pre-mRNA-splicing regulator WTAP. The coding region runs from base 108 to 1997 and encodes 629 amino acids. The transcript has 8 exons. NCBI's taxonomy places the organism in Eukaryota, Metazoa, Mollusca, Gastropoda, Aplysiida, Aplysiidae. Gene Ontology annotation, biological process: regulation of alternative mRNA splicing, via spliceosome. Gene Ontology annotation, cellular component: nucleus. The record is from RefSeq and is a predicted model, not a curated record.